GGCGGUGGCCCGGGAUGCGGAGCCGGGGGCCGCCGGUGGAGCUGCGCGGGGUGAGAGGCGCGGGGAGAGGGGGCGGCCUGCUGCCCUCCCCCUCGUCGCCGCCGGCGGGCCCCGGCAGACGUCGGGGGACCGUGCGGCCAGGCCCUCUAAGCGCCCUGACGCCUGGGGGAGACAGGUGAACCCGCCGCCCCGCGCCGCCUGGACAAACGCAUCAGAGGGGACGACCCUGCCCUCGCACAGAGGCUGCUGCUUGCUCCUGCGGGAGGCCCCCCAGCCAUGGCCCCCAGGAGCCCCCUAGAGCCCGCAGAGACUGCGCCCUGUCCCGGCCGCCGGGGCCCGCCCUCUGCAUCCCGCGGGCAGCCAGUGUGAAGCGGCCUCCCGCAGCCCCCGGCCCCUCCCCCAUGGAGGAGGAGGAAGGGGCGGCGGCGGCCAGGGAGUGGGGCGCGACCCCCGCGGGGCCCGUCUGGACCGCGGUGUUCGACUACGAGGCGGUGGGCGACGAGGAGCUGACCCUGCGGAGGGGCGACCGCGUCCAGGUGCUGUCCCAGGACUGUGCCGUGUCCGGCGACGAGGGCUGGUGGACCGGGCGGCUCCCGAGCGGCCGCGUGGGGGUCUUCCCCAGCAACUACGUGGCCCCCGCCGCGCCGGCCGCGCCCGCGGGGCUCCAGCUGCCCCAGGAGAUCCCCUUCCACGAACUGCAGCUGGAGGAGAUCAUCGGUGUCGGGGGCUUUGGCAAAGUCUAUCGGGCCCUGUGGCGCGGGGACGAGGUGGCCGUGAAGGCCGCCAGGCUGGACCCUGAGCGGGACCCGGCAGUGACAGCGGAGCAGGUGCGCCAGGAGGCCCGGCUCUUUGGAGCCCUGCAGCACCCCAACAUCAUUGCCCUUCGGGGCGCUUGCCUCAGCCCCCCGCACCUCUGCCUGGUGAUGGAAUAUGCCCGAGGGGGCGCGCUGAGCAGGGUGCUGGCCGGUCGCCGGGUGCCCCCUCACGUGCUGGUCAACUGGGCCGUGCAGGUGGCCCGGGGCAUGAACUACCUACACAGCGACGCCCCUGUGCCCAUCAUCCACCGGGACCUCAAGUCCAUCAACAUCCUCAUCCUGGAGGCCAUCGAGAACCACAACCUCGCAGAUACGGUGCUCAAGAUCACAGACUUCGGCCUCGCCCGCGAGUGGCACAAGACCACCAAAAUGAGCGCCGCGGGGACCUAUGCCUGGAUGGCGCCGGAGGUCAUCCGCCUCUCCCUCUUCUCCAAGAGCAGUGACGUCUGGAGCUUCGGGGUGCUGCUCUGGGAACUGCUGACGGGUGAGGUCCCCUACCGUGAAAUCGACGCCUUGGCCGUGGCAUAUGGUGUGGCCAUGAACAAGCUGACGCUGCCCAUCCCCUCCACGUGCCCUGAGCCCUUUGCCCGCCUACUGGAGGAGUGCUGGGACCCAGACCCGCACGGGCGGCCGGACUUCGGCAGCAUCCUGCAGCGGCUGGAGGUCAUCGAGCAGUCAGCCCUGUUCCAGAUGCCGCUGGAGUCCUUCCACUCGCUGCAGGAGGACUGGAAGCUGGAGAUCCAGCACAUGUUCGACGACCUGCGGACCAAGGAGAAGGAACUCCGCAGCCGGGAGGAGGAGCUGCUGCGGGCGGCGCAGGAGCAGCGCUUCCAGGAGGAGCAGCUGCGGCGGCGGGAGCAGGAGCUGGCGGAGCGCGAGAUGGACAUCGUGGAGCGGGAGCUGCACCUGCUCAUGUGCCAGCUGAGCCAGGAGAAGCCCAGGGUCCGCAAACGCAAGGGCAACUUCACGCGCAGCCGCCUGCUCAAGCUGCGGGACGGCGGCAGCCACAUCAGCCUGCCCUCCGGCUUCGAGCACAAGAUCACAGUACAAGCGUCUCCCACCCUGGACAAGCGGAAAGGGUCGGACGGGGCCAGCCCCCCCGCCAGCCCCAGCAUCAUCCCCCGGCUGAGGGCCAUUCGCCUGACUCCCGUGGACUGUGGAGGUAGCGGCAGCGGCGGCAGCGGUGGCGGUGGCACCAGUGGGACCUGGAGCCGCAGUGGGCCUCCCAAGAAGGAAGAACUGGUUGGGGGCAAGAAGAAGGGCCGGACGUGGGGCCCUAGCUCCACUCUGCAGAAGGAACGCGCGGGAGGCGAGGAGAGGCUGAAGGCCCUGGGGGAAGGCAGCAAGCAGUGGUCGUCAAGCGCCCCCAACCUGGGCAAGUCCCCCAAACACACACCCAUCGCCCCUGGCUUCGCCAGCCUCAGCGAGAUGGAGGAGUUCGCGGAGGCCGACGGCGGCGGCAGCGUGUCCCCCUCCCCCAACACCACCCCAUCCUACCUCGCAGUGCCGCUGCCCGCCGAGCCCUCCCCGGGGGCGCGCGCGCCCUGGGACCCCGCGCCGGCCGCUCCCCCAGCCCGGCCUGGCCACGGCACUCGGCGGCGCUGCGACCUCGCGCUGCUGGGCUGCGCCACGCUGCUGGGCGCCGUGGGCCUGGGCGCCGACGUGGCCGAGGCGCGCGCGGCCGACGGCGAGGAGCAGCGGCGCUGGCUGGACGGCCUCUUCUUCCCCCGCGCCGGCCGCUUCCCGCGAGGCCUCAGCCCGCCCGGGCGCCUCCCGGGCCGCCGCGACGACGUGGCCCCCGGCCCGGGCCUGGCGCCCUCGGCCACCCUCGUGUCCUUGUCGUCCGUGUCGGACUGCAACUCCACGCGCUCACUGCUGCGCUCUGACAGCGACGACGCAGCGCCGGCCGCGCCCUCCCCGCCGCCCUCCCCUCCCACGCCCGCGCCCAGCGCCAAUCCCCUGGUGGACUUGGAGCUGGAGAGCUUCAAGAAGGACCCCCGCCAGUCGCUCACGCCCACCCACGUCACAGCCGCCCGCGCCAUCAGCCGCGGGCACCGGCGGACGCCGUCAGACGGGGCGCUGGGGCAGCGCGGGCCCCCGGAGCCCGCAGGCCGCGGCCCGGGCCCUCCGGACCCCGUGGACUUUCCCCGCUUGCCUGACCCCCAGGCCCUGUUCCCACCCCGCCGCCGGCCCCCCGACUUCCUUGGCCGCCCCACCACCCUGACCUUCGCGCCGAGACCCCGGCCGGCAGCCAGCCGCCCCCGCCUGGACCCCUGGAAACUGGUCUCCUUCGGCCACACACUCAGCAUCUCGCCUCCCAGCGGGCCCACCACGCCGGAGAGCCCUGGGCCCCCCAGCAUGCAGCCCACGCUGCUAGACAUGGACAUGGAGGGGCAGAGCCAGGACAGCACCGUGCCCCUGUGCGGGGUCCACGGCGCCCCCUGAGGCCUGCCCGCCGCCGCCCGCCUGGGCAGCCAUGAAUGUAGCGCCCCAGGCCCCUCCUCAGCCCGCUGUGCCCCAAGGCGGGGGAGGCCCCGGGCAGGACACUCUAUUUAUUGGGGAAGGAGGGAGGGGGGACACUUAAUUUAUUCCCUUGUACCCCAGGGGGGUGGAGCCCUGUGCCCACCCUGCAGUGGGGGGAGGGUGGGCCGGGAUACUCAGGGACAGGGCAUCAUGGGGGAUUGGCACAACAUGCAGCAUUAAAGGUAACC
Lepus europaeus (European hare) is the source of this 3526-nucleotide messenger RNA. It is a transcript of the gene MAP3K10, whose product is annotated as mitogen-activated protein kinase kinase kinase 10. The record is from RefSeq and is a predicted model, not a curated record. The coding region runs from base 402 to 3260 and encodes 952 amino acids. Lineage: Eukaryota; Metazoa; Chordata; Mammalia; Lagomorpha; Leporidae. Gene Ontology annotation, biological process: positive regulation of apoptotic process; protein phosphorylation. The transcript is spliced from 10 exons. Gene Ontology annotation, molecular function: JUN kinase kinase kinase activity; ATP binding; protein binding.